CAGUAAACCUGAGAAAACAGGCUGGAACCAGCCUGUGGAAGCCUUUAAAUGUGAAACAACGUGCUUGUAUUUUAUCAAAGAGGCAAAAGGGAAUCACUGAAACUUCCUGAGUAGUGCUUUCAAUGGAUUUUAAAAUUGAACAUACUUGGGAUAGUCUGCCAGUAUCCCAUGAGCCAGUGUGGAUCCGGCUGAGUCCCGGUGAUGGAGGAUUGAUGAUGGAAGUGAAGGCUCCAUUUUUUAAUGAUCCUCCAGCCCCACCUGGAGAGCCAGGAAAGCCUUUUGAAGGACUGUGGGAUUAUGAAGUGGUGGAGGCAUUUUUCUUGAAUGACAAAACCCAGCAAUAUAUAGAAGUUGAACUUUGUCCCCAUGGACAACAUCUGGCGAUUUUACUAACUGGGAGAAGAAAAUCAUGGAAACGAGAGCUUGCUUUGUCGUUUGAGGUGUCCAGACAUGAGAAUGCAUGGGAAGGAAAAGUUCAUCUUCCUUGGAGUUAUUUUCCUCCUGGUGUAGAUAAAUUUAAUUCAUUUGCAAUUCAUGGAUCAAAAGCGGGAAGAACUUAUGAAGCACUUUACCCCAUACCUCAAGAUGAAAUACAAAAAGGACAGGAACCUGAUUUUCAUCGCCUGGAAUACUUCAAGUCUUUUAGUUUGAAUACAAUUUUUGGAAAGGAGUGGAAACAGCCUGCAUCAGACCUUUGGAUGUCACAGAAACCUAUGCCAAAAGAGGAGAGUAAAUAAUUUCAUUUCUGUUUUCUGCCUUAUUGAAAAAUCAACAAAUUAGAAGCUGUAGCCUCUUAAAGAAAACUGUGACCGUUUAAACAAUACAUAUUUACAAAGAUGAUUUUAUAAAGGAGUUUUUGAAGAGCUAUAUAGCUACAUAGCAAAUAGAAUAGUGCACAAGAUAAUAAAAUGUUUAUGAUCGAUCUUGUCUCUACAAGUAAAUCAUUUCCUGGAGGUGAAUAUCCAAGAAGUCAUCAGCUAAGAAGCCAGCAACCUCCCAGCCACUUAUCUAUGCAU
Dromiciops gliroides (monito del monte) is the source of this 1016-nucleotide messenger RNA. RefSeq names its product chromosome 6 C4orf33 homolog (gene C6H4orf33). The record is from RefSeq and is a predicted model, not a curated record. Bases 123 to 737 code for a protein of 204 amino acids. NCBI's taxonomy places the organism in Eukaryota, Metazoa, Chordata, Mammalia, Microbiotheria, Microbiotheriidae. The transcript has 6 exons.